CUGCUCUCCUGGUGUAUUUAGUCUGUGUGUAUCGCCUGUUUCUUUGUCAGUUCGUACUGUCAUGUUUUUCAGGAAAACAGGUUUGGACCCAAAUGCCGAUAAAGAUGCGGAGGCAGCAGAAACUGACCCAGUUUUCCUGAAGUGUGUCUCUUGAAAAGAAAUCACAACACAGGACAGGACACUCUUACUCAUGUGUCGCACCCGUUUGUCUUAACGGUAUUACCAGGCUGGAUUGUGCCUGAGUACUGAGGACAUGCGCUCUGAGAGGAGGAGGACGUGUAUCACAGACUGUUUCUGAUGUGUUUAUGUUGUUGACUCAGUUAUGGUGCGGAACCCUCAUUUUAUAAUAAUCGCCUUUUCUUGUGGAAAAGAGGAAAAGUGAGGAUCUUUUUUUUUUUUCCAUUUAAAAGACAUGAAAAUAAUUUGAUACUUUUGCUGUUUUUUUUUUUAGCUUUUAGUUUAUUAUAAGUAUUAUUAUUAUUAUUAUUAGAUUUUAUUCUAAUAAUCGAUCGCCCCGCCGCCACCCUGAAGUUCAUUGUUAUUAUCUUGGCCGCCGGCAUGGUGGCCUUCAUCGGAGCGGUUAUCUGCAUCAUCGCAGCCGUCCACACCGGAUCCUCCAGGAAUGCCGCGGCGCAGCAGCAGCCGGCGGCCGACAACCACUCGCUGUAUCCGGACUCUGUAGCAGCGGCGGCGGCGGCUUCGGGCUCGAUGGCCCGGCCCGGCUCUCUGGGAGCUCUCCAUGGUUCUGAAACACCCGACUCAGAAGCACCAACCUUCAACAUCGGUCUCGGGGUCACCGGCCUCACGGGGCACGACCCGACGGUCAGCCGGCUCAUCUGCACACCGAUCCCCGCCGGAGAGUGCAACCCGAAAAACUUUCAGCAACAAGCGGAGGACCCGUCGCUGUACGCCGGGGAGGACUGGGGCUACCUGCGGACCACCGCGGAGGAGCUCCGGCAGACCGUGCUGCAGCAGAAGGACCAGAUACUGACCGACCAGAGGACCAUCCGGGAGCUGACGGGGAAACUAUCCGAGUGUGAGAGAGGGCUGGACGGCAGCAGCAGCAGCAGCAGCAGGGCGGACAGACGCGGCAGCGCUGCGGGGCUGUGGGGCGGUAAGAGCCCGCAGCCUGGAGAGGAGGAGGAGACGCACCUGGAGCGGAUCAUGGUGCGGGACAGCCCGGGUUCGAAUCCCGAUGGGGUCCACCUGCUCACCGUGAGGGCUGUGGAUGAGCUGGAGCAGGCGAUCAGUCAGCUCAAAGACCGCAUAGAGAAACUGGAGUCAGACAUCGGCCCAUUUCCUCACAACCAGACGGACAGCAACACCUCCGGAGCGCCAGAGGAAGGCGGGAUGCCGGGCGGCCCAGAAAGGUUGGCUGAUCCUGGCCACAGAGCUGGUGCUGGCAGGCCCUGGAGGAUGGAAGACCUGGAGGGGGAGCUGGAGAGGAAGGUGGAGCUGCUGGAGAAAGAGAGAAAAACCCUGAGGCUGGAAACAGAGAAGCACAGACAGGAAAUCGACCAGGGCAUCAAUAAACUACACCACCGGAUCUCAGGACUGGAGGGAGGUGUCUCAGGGCAUUCUUUCCCAGAAGGCUACAGGCUGUCCUUUCCAACUCGGACAAACUACAUGUACGCCAUUGUGAAACACUCCAUCCCGGCGUUGCGGGCCCUCACCGUCUGCCUGUGGCUGCGGCCCGCGGAGGGAGGAAUUGGGACGCCUCUGUCUUACGCUGUUCCUGAGCAACCCAAUGAGCUGGUGCUGCUGCAGGGCCUGCAUACCCCCACCGAGCUGCUCAUCAAUGACAAGGUGGCACAGUUGCCUCUAAACCUCUCCAGAGGCAGCUGGCAGCACAUUUGUGUGAGCUGGAGCCAGAAGGGAGGCGCCUGGCACGCCUACCAGGGGGGUAAGCUGAGGGGCGAGGGUCACGCGCUGGCGGCCGGACAUCACAUCAGACCUGGAGGAGUACUCAUACUGGGGCAGGAGCAGGAUUCCCUAAGUGGAGGUUUUGACUCAUCCCAGGCCCUGGUUGGAGAGCUGUCCCAGGUGGGUCUUUGGGACCGGGUCCUGUCUUCCAACCAGGUGGCCAGCUUGGCCCGCUGUGGCAGAGUAACCCAGGGCUGUGUUGCCCCCUGGACCGAGAACGGAGUUGAGGUUUACGGCGGAGCGACCAAGGACCCGGGGGAGCCUUGUAGUAAACACAACAGGAGUUCUCAAUGACCGAUGGGGGAAGGGGAAGUGAAGGAAAGAAGGGGCGAAGGAAGGGAGGGUAAAUUUGUAGCCCUUUCAAGAAGGUAGGAUUCUGCCCAUUAUUAGCACUGUUACAGGAUGUUUAAACAACUCCAUGUGGCUUGGACUGACGAAUAUGUAAAUGGAAAAAGAAUGGUAUAAAUCUAUAUGACGGAAGUUGAGGCUUUGCAGUUACUUCAGCAGACUUCAAUCCAAUGCCAUCAUGGAGGUCCACUGGAAAAUUGUGCAAUACAAGGUGAGAUUCCUCAUAAUUUAAAUAUAACUGUAGUAUGGGUACAGAUCACAUUUUAGGCUAUAUGUAUUCCAAAAAAGUAUAUUGUUCUCCAGAUUCAGGCUACACUAAACUAUUUUGUCAUUGGUCCUAUAGCUCACCUGCACUUUGUUAGCAAACCUAGCUAGCAGUCUAAUUAGUGAAGCAACUAAUGUAAAUGUUAAUAUGUGAAUACCAGCAAACAGUUGAACAUUCUGCUAGCUAUUAAAUAGUGAGCAAAUGUUUAAGUAACAGCACAGUGAUGGUUAGCUAACCAAAGCUAGUAUGAUUAGCUAGCUAACAAACAGUUAUCUAUUAUCUAACCUUUAAACACUUUGGGAAAUAUGCUUAUUCGCUUUCUUGUCCAUGUCUGUACUGUACAUGAAGCUACCAUCAGCAGCCAGCUAACUUAGCUUAGCAUAAAGACUAAAAACAGGGGGAAACGGCUAGCCCGGCUCUUUCCAAAAUGUAGCGUAUAUAAGAAGUGAACGUAGUCACCGUGACGUCACACAUAGGUUUGUGGACUGCCGUUUUGAAGCCUCAAGUUUGGCAUUUUGGUCGUCGCCAUCUUGUUUUUUUGCAACCAGA
Messenger RNA from Sebastes umbrosus (honeycomb rockfish), 3085 nucleotides. RefSeq names its product chromobox homolog 6b (gene cbx6b). The coding region runs from base 559 to 2217 and encodes 552 amino acids. NCBI's taxonomy places the organism in Eukaryota, Metazoa, Chordata, Actinopteri, Perciformes, Sebastidae. The transcript has 7 exons. The record is from RefSeq and is a predicted model, not a curated record.